GGGUCUCAGCCUGAAACGUUGACAGAUUAUUCAUUUCCAUGGAUGCUGAGUUCCUCGAGCAUUUUGUGUGUGUGCCUUGGAUUUCUAGCAUCUGCAGAUGUUUUCCCUUUGUUUGUGUGCAUCACAUGGUGACCUAUAGUUUUUCACGCCAAGACACGGAAGUAGAUUGCCAAUUUUUGGAUCCGGCUGGAUUUGAACUCAGGACCAUCUGCCUCGAAGUCCAGUGUUGAUGCCGCUACACCACCAGUGAGCCCACUAAGAUAGGAAAGGAGGCUUAAAUUUGAAAGUUCAAGUAUUGUGAGACUUCCAAGCUGAACAUGAACAAAAACACUGGGGUAUAUGAAGAUCCAGUAGACAUUGCCAAACAGCAGGAGCAGCAUUACUAUCUUCUUUCUCAACUGCAAAGUCUGGUCAAAGACUUAUCAAGUUCGUGUCAACAACGAUUGUCCUAUGACAUACUAAGUAACCUUGCCUUGGCUUUGAUCGAUGGCACCGUCUUUGAGAUUGUGCAGGGUUUGCUUGAGAUCCAACAUCUGACCGAGAAAAAUCUCUACAACCAGCGUCUGAAACUGCACAGUGAGCACAGAGCUCUUAAACAGGAGCUCCUGAGAAAACACAAAGAGGCACUACAAAGCUGCAAGAUCCACAACCUAACAGUCCUUAGAGCCACACAGCAAAGGGAGCUGGAGGCCUUGGACCAAAGGGUUAAAGAAGAGCAAAGGAUGAUGGAUGAAAAGAUAGUCUUGGAGUUAGACCAGAAAGUGAUUGAUCAACAAAACACACUGGAAAAGGCCGGUGUUCCAGGAUUCUAUAUUACUACAAAUCCUCAGGAGCUGACUCUACAGAUGAAUUUGCUGGAACUGAUUCUAAAAAUGCAACAGAAAGUAUCUGAGGUGGGGAGCUGCUGAUCUGGUGAACUUGGAACUUUGCUAUUAGCUCUACUUCGGAGUAAACACAGAAGACGCAGUCAAGCUUCAUUACACACCUUCCAGCAAUCAUGGAAUUGAAAUGCCAGAGUCGAAGCCUAAAUGUGCACAGUACAGUGCUUAUUGUCCAGGAGGUCCUUGGGUGAAUCCUGGUUGGCUAAGUGACAAGGUUUUUGUGUGCUUAAAUGUCUCCAGUAUUAGACGUUAAUUCAUUGUAUUUUACAUGAACCAUGAAAACUAUCUUGUAAAACUGAUUAUGGUUUCCCUGUUCUACAAGUUGACAUUGGUUCAGAAACUGCCAGUGCAUCAGUAUUUGAUUUCUUCCUUUUGUUUAUCCAACAUCACUUUUUAAUAUUGUUGUUUAACACGCACAGUAUAUCAGACUUCGGGACUGAUGCAUUUUCUUUAUCUUGGCAAGUUUUGAUCAACAACUUCAGAUUUUGGUCUGGUCUAACUUGUGUUGAUCUUUCAAAGGAUUAAUAAAUGGUUUUCUGUGGAUAUUAAUUGUUGAACUUAAGCUAAGCAAUGCAAGUUUAAGCAAAAAAUACUGACAUGAGAAAGUUGCAAUUAGAUUUUCAACCUGUAUUGUUAAAAUUGGAGUUCAUUGCAAAAUAUCUAGAACCUUUGUUUAAAAAUAUAUUCACUGUACUUUGAUUUAUGUGUGUAAUAAUUACUUAAUGCAAGUAUUUGCAGUUCGUAGAAACCUAGAAAAUAUCUUGUAAUAUCCAAAAAGGUAAAAUCUCUCAAAGGUAAGUCAGACUUGUGGCUCCUUUAGAUUCUGAAAUCUUAUUGACAGAUCAGUGUUGUAUUUCAGCUUUGUAUGUUUUACAUCUUUGCAUGUGAUCCUUUAAAUAUUCUUUAGUAAUUGACUUUUCAUGUUGCUGAAUAAAACUUCAUAGAAUCAUAUUGUUGUUCCAUUAGGGUGUCAGUAACGUCUUGAUCUUUAAAGAAACUUGUAACACUGCUCUCUUUAAUUGGGUAACUGAAAUGCACAGUAAAACAGUUAAGCUGAAUCGUGAGACAUUUCAAAAAGGAUGAUUUUGCAGUGCUUAAAGUAUCCAAUUAUUUGGAUCAGAAAUUGAUAAUCUUAAGAUAACUCUUAUUUUUAGAACCUAAUCAGUAAAUACAUUAAGUGGAAUAUCUGCAGUAGAUUGUGUUCUCUGGGGCAAUUGUAUCUUUAUAAAUACUUGCUCAUGAAUUGCCAUGUACAAUUUAAGAAGUAUCCUAAAAAUUAAUAUCCCAGAUUAGAGUUGGUUACCAUGGUAAUUUCCAAUUAAAAUUGGUGGGUUAAGUGCUAUGGGGAAGACCAAGAAUUCUAAAAAUUUAAGUCCCAGCAAUUUUUUGUUUGAAUUUGAUCACAUUUGGUUUGUAGAUCCAAGCAAUUGAAGAGUUUCAAGCACUUGGUGAAGGGUUCUAUUAAAAGAUAAAUGA
Molecule: messenger RNA, 2357 nt
Organism: Hypanus sabinus (Atlantic stingray)
Lineage: Eukaryota; Metazoa; Chordata; Chondrichthyes; Myliobatiformes; Dasyatidae
Gene: dgcr6
Product: DiGeorge syndrome critical region gene 6
Exons: 6
Coding region: 318-908 (196 amino acids)
Source: RefSeq, a predicted model, not a curated record